AUGACUACAGCUAUCAACGGAUUCCGCAAAUGUGAAAUAUGGCCAUUAAAUUCCAAUGCCUAUUUUCUUGCUGCGGAAAUAACAAACAUAAACCGAGACAUAAACCUUAUCAAAAAUGAAAUAGUUCAUCCUCCAUAUGCUACUGAAAAUCCUGAAAUUAUUGCUUCUACCUCUCAUGAAAUUAUUAAAGAGGCUCAGCCGAACCUAGUUAACAACAACAUAGCUACAAGCUCUACAAGCUCCCAUCAGCUUCCUCCGCCAUACAUGUCAGUGAAUGAGGUUUUUCCGUCUAGCAGCUUUCAUCAGCUUCCCUCUACUAGAUACCAAAGUUUAGAUGAAGAUGAGGAGAAAAAUCUUCCUUUGAGUAUGCUUGCAAUGUCGCAUCGCGGUCCGCUACAUAAAACUGCUGGAAAAAACUCCACCACCUUGUGA
Molecule: messenger RNA, 432 nt
Organism: Psylliodes chrysocephalus
Lineage: Eukaryota; Metazoa; Arthropoda; Insecta; Coleoptera; Chrysomelidae
Source: the annotation of a GenBank genome assembly